CGCACGUUCCUUCAUGGCCCCAGCUGUGAUGACACGCAGUGUUACGAAUGCCACGUGUAUCGCUGUUCUGUGUCGUUUUAAUACCAGUGGAUAUCCAUCAUGUCGCUGUCGAAACCACAAAAGAAGAGAAAAGUGGACUUGGAAUGUCGUGCUUUUAAGGCAGAGUGGAGUGAGAAUUAUUUUGUUACUGAAUUAGAUGGCAAAGCAUUGUGUUUAUUGUGCAGUGAUACUAUAGCUGUACUAAAAGAGUACAAUAUACGUCGGCAUUACCAGACUAAGCAUUCGGCACAGUAUUCCCAACUCACAGGGAAGGAACGAUCACAAAAAUUAGAAACUUUGAAACGGAGUAUUUCAUUACAACACAGUUUCUUCACGAAAAUGAAAAUAAGGCUGCAAGUAAAGUAAGUCUACGAGUAGCUCAUUUGUUAGCCAAGGAAGGAAAACCCUUUACUGAUGGUGAGUUAAUUAAAUCAUGUUUGAUUGUAGCAGUUGAAGAAAUGUGUCCAGAGAAAAUGGAUUUAUUUAAUAAUAUCAGCCUUUCCGCGAGAACAGUUGCCCGAAGAGUUGAGGACAUUGGUAGCAACAUCACUAACCAAUUAAUUAACAAGGCAAAUGAUUUCGAGUGGUUUUCCUUAGCUCUUGAUGAGUCGACAGACAUUACAGAUACUGCUCAAUUGCUGCUGUUUAUUCGAGGAGUCAAUGCUGACUUUGAAGUGACUGAAGAAUUAGCUUCUAUGAAUAGUCUGCGUGGAACAACUACAGGCGAAGACAUUUUCAAGGAAGUUGAGGAAAUGUUAACGAAGUACAAUCUGAAGUGGAAUCAGCUGAAAUGUGUGACAACUGAUGGUGGUAAAAAUAUGUCUGGAACAGAACCAGUCGUGUCAACGGUGAACUUCAUUCGUUCUCGUGGGCUGAACCAUCGCCAGUUCCAAUCUGCAUCCCAUAAGCUAACAGCAUCCAGUGUGCAGGCGGACUGA
This is a messenger RNA of Cryptotermes secundus, 977 nucleotides long. Its product is annotated as general transcription factor II-I repeat domain-containing protein 2-like. The transcript is spliced from 3 exons. Lineage: Eukaryota; Metazoa; Arthropoda; Insecta; Blattodea; Kalotermitidae. The coding region runs from base 498 to 977 and encodes 159 amino acids. The record is from RefSeq and is a predicted model, not a curated record.